UUCGGUUGCACUGGACGUUGCCCGUCAACUUUUGCUACUCGAUGAGCGCUGUGCAAAGCUAGUCAGCUAACUACAUAACACAUCCACUUUUAAGCUAGUUUGUCGUCGUGUGUGGGGGGCAUUUCUGACUUUUCUAAUUCAGCUUGGGAUUUGCAGUCGUCAACAAACCUACACAUUUCAGAAGUCACGAGGAGACUCCAUUUUCGUAAGCGACUGACCAGGCUAGCCAGAAAGACGGCGGAAAGCUAGCUGGUUGUGUUGCUAGGCUAACUUUCCCUGCCAGGCGAACGAGAGCAAGAGCAAGCGGACAGCUUGCGAUAAAUUGUUUAUCUGUUGAUAACAUCGUUGACUACAGAAGACUCCCGGCGUUACUUUGACCUGUGUGAUCGCAGCAUGCUGAUGGUGGGAGGCAAUGGACGGAUACACUAAAAUGAGUGUGAAGGAGCUGUGUGAGACCGAUGAUCUGGCCACCGGUUUGGUGCUGGACCCUCUGCUGGGCUUCAGCACCCACAAAAUGAACAUCAGUCCUCCACCAGAGAUCAGGCGUUGGGGUAACCUCAAAGAGACCCUGUUGCGAUUUCAGCGUACGCAUGACUUCAAUGCUACGUUCGAGGCGCUGACAGUGGGUGAACCGGCUGGCGACUACUUCAUUGCUUUGGGAAGCCAUCGACAGGAGCUGCUGAGACAACAUGUGUAUCGCUACCUUGGUGCCUUCCUGUUGGAUAGCGGUGUCAAGAUAGAGUCCUGUGACAGAUACUCCUCAGAGACCAACGGAGCGAAGAUAACCUCGACGAGGCAAUGGUUUGCAGGGGAGCGGGUGGAGGUCCUGCUGGGCUGCAUAGCAGAACUGAGCCCCUCUGACAGCGCUGUGCUAAGGGCAGGAGUCAAUGACUUCAGUGUGAUGUAUUCCACACGCAAACGCUGCGCUCAGCUCUGGCUGGGGCCUGCAGCUUUCAUUAACCAUGACUGCAAACCAAACUGCAAGUUUGUCCCUGGGGAGAAGAAUAUUGCGUGUGUUGAAGCGAUUCGACCCAUCUCACCUGGGGAGGAGAUCACGUGUUACUAUGGUGCCAGCUUUUUUGGGGAAGGCAACGAAAUGUGUGAAUGUUGCACCUGUGAGAGGAAAGGAGAGGGUCACUUUAAACACAGAGGGAAGCAGCCUGAAUGUGAAGAAACAAAGGACCCGGUGGGGCAAAAGUACCGUCUGAGGGAGAGAUAUCUUCGUCAUCACAGAGAGAAGGGUCACUUUGCUACAAGGCCGAUAAUACCAGGAAUACACUCAGGUAUCUUUAAAGCCAUCCCCUCAAGGAAUUCCUUUACCCAGCAGAUGAGGAGAAAUGCCUUGAAAAACAGAAAAUUUUGUCAAACAAAGAAGUGGAGACGAGAGAAGCACAGACGAUCAGGCAAGCGUCCAAUAAAGUCCUCCACAGUCAAACAGUGGUGGACAGAUCCUCUUUUGUACCAAUUUACUCUGAAGGACCUUAGAAUCACAGUACAGCGCCACUCAGUGGAUUUCUUACUCAACUGUAAGAAUCCAAAAAGCAAAGAAAGGGCUUUGCUGCAACAGCUGGAGGAAGUGAAGCCAAAAGGGCUGAGUGAACUGAAUUUCACUGGAGAGGAAAGUAACAGCAGUGAGGUAAACUUGAAGCCUUUCACUCUAAAUUCCUCCAUGUCAGUUCAUCAGAAUAGUAAACCUGCUGCAAACAGUGCAGGCCUUAAUGGGAAAUCUGUCAAAGUGGUGGACAGGCGGCCAGUUCCCAAGCGGUACUCUUCGAGGACAAGAAGCAUGGUUCAAACCAUGCUAGCGCCUCAAACGGGGUCCAAUAACACAGCUAACACUACAACUGUUUGUCACCCUGUCAAAAAUGACAAAACCUGCAGUGCAAUACAACAAGAGGAGAUUGAAAAUGCAAUCACCAAGAGUCAAAGCAACAAGUGCAGCAGCAUUGAAUCCUGCAUCAUCGACCCGGCUCAGAGCCCAGCCGCUGAGCAAACGGAGCGAACAACCACUUCAUCCAUGCUAGAAGUUUGUCAGAGUGUCACAGAUGUAACAAAGAAAGCUGCUGACAAUCCACUAAUAUCACUGAAACAAUACCUCACAGUCAACCUAACAAGGUUAUCAAUGUCACAAAGUGUAGAAGCAGGAAAGACCCCUGAAGACAGGAAAAGAGCAGUGAAGUUAAGAGGUAGGACCAGGCAAAGCCGGUGUCUUAGACCAGCGCCCCUGAAGGUACAGUCCGAAAAUAAAGGGUCCAGAUCUCAACAGAGGCAGGGGGAAAGUUCAGAGAUCUGCACAGCUGAAGGAAACAGAGGAGUGAGGGAAAUGUUUUUCAAGGCCACCGAUAAAGUAAAUUUAAGGAAGAGACAAGCACGUGGUUUAUCCCACAGCAAGAAAGGGGGGUGUGACAAGGUUAUCGAAAUACAAGCAGUGUCGGAAGAAAAAGACAAUUUACAGAAGAAGCAGCAGGAGAUUAUAAAAAGUAACAUUGAAGGGCAGAAUGAAAAGAGAAAUGCUCUAUCUGUAAUUGUGCAACAUAAAAGUAUCGAGGCCCUGGAAGAAGUGUCCAAAAGAGAAGAGUCAGAAUGUACAAUAGUGCCCAGUAAAAAAACUAGAGGACAAAAUAACAUCCAGUGUGUAAAAAAUAAAGUUGGAGUUGUUAAAUUACCAGAACAAAUGACUAUGAGUGUGACUAAACAGCCACUAAGUAGUCACAAAGAAGAAAUUAUCAUAAAGCCGGCAAAGGUUCUGCUAUCUGAUUUUUUAAGAAAAAAUAAACCCUUAAUAGAACAGAGAUUACACGGAGAUAACAUAGGAAGAGGGUUUUCUACUUCAGCCUCUAAAGAAAUGCAAAGUGCUGAGGAGAAAGAACAACCGAAAACAAAUGGAGGCAGGAACAAUUGUUCAAUGCAGAGGAGGAUUAUGAUACGACGUAAAAUGAGGCCUAGAGCAGCGAAAACAAAAGCAAAAGCUAAACAAAGCACCAAGGGACACUUGAGCAAAGAAGUCCCAGCUACAGUGAAGAAGACUUUGUUGAGUAAAGACAGUUUGCAGCUUCAGUCACCACAGAGGCAUAAUGAGCCACCAGCCAACUGCCUCAACUCACUACCUCAUAAGUCAAUAAUUUCAGCAAAAUCUACCACUAAUCUGCACCCAGAUACCAAUCCACAGGCACACAUCCAGUCCAACAUCCCUCUGAAGAAACGUACAUUUCACAGUUCUGUGGAAGUAGACUCUGAACAAGGUUUGAAUUUAGCUGCAGGUCAAGCAUCUAAAGAAGCCACAGAGUUAAGUUCAUCUGCAGAGCUGAGACAGGGCCUUGCUACGUGUUCAGGGGAGAGUAGCAAGGUGAAACGAGAUUUUAAAGGCAGAUUUAGGCGAACAGAAGUCCAGAGGUUAAACCCCCAAAGGUUAACAAAACAAACCCCCUUUAGGAGAGUGCUUCGAUCCCGAGCCAAUGAAGAUCAGCAAAGCCUUUUAUUGAAGAAAGUUCAAAAUUGUAAAUUAGAGAGGCAAGAUGAGGAUGACAUUGACAAGCUUGCAGAGGACAAACCAGCUGAGGAUGCUGCUAAAUUCAAAGAGCAGCUUGGCAAAAAUCCAACUCCAAAUAAAUUCCCAAAGGAAGAUGAGGUGGAAACGUUAAUCCAACAAAGUGGUUUGGAGGAGACAAAGCCAGGUGUCGAUUUUAAGAUUCGUUUUAAGAGGAGGAGAGGGAGAGUAUGGGAGAUGCAAAGAGCAGGAUUGGAAAACAUGGAACUGAAAACAGAAAAGGGAGAUGAUUUGGUGACAUGCGACCCUUUUAAAGCUAUCAUGGAUUCUGUAUCCGUUUUAAACAUGGAGAUGGAGGCAGCUCAGGCACAUGUGCAGGCUAGUAAGAAGUCAAAGAGCCGAUUGCAUCGUUUGAAAAAAAGAGGCGAGAGGCUGAGUAAAAGAAAAACCACCACUGCAUCCUUGGAUGCAAAAUCCGACAAAGACCUUGAAACUGUGUGUGGAUCCAGUGAAAUGCCCGAUGACAAAUUAGAAAUUAAAGAAAAGCUCAAUAAGGAAUUUCAAGAUGGAGUCAAGCUGCUGCCAGAAAAAAACGAGUGUUCUGAAAAUGACAGUGCUAUGUUAGCUGAAGGGCCAACAAAAAUUGAGGAUUGUUUUGUAAAGAACUGCUGCUUGUUUGAAACUGGGUCACAACAGAAACUGCAGCCUGAAUUGGAUUCAAAUGGUCUUCCGUUACCAGUAAUUAAACUACGCCGAAAGACAGAUGAUAUUUGGGAGGUGGACAGCAAAGAGAGGCUCAUACAAACUGAAUUUAAGGUAGAGCCAAAAGUUAAGAAAGAAAUGAAGGGUUACGUUUUAGGUAAACAAAAGAAAGGAUGUACUGAUCUUAGCAAGCUCAAAGAAGAGUUCCCUUCACAGAGACUGAACUGCACCUCAGCCCUUCUGAAAACUGAGCCGCCACCAUUUUCCCUGUCUCUGUCACCACUGUCUCUGUCUUCCCCUCUCAAUGACAAUAAAACCGAAGUUAUAUCCCCGGCUGCAGAUGCAAUCACCGAAAGGCCAGAGAUGAACAGCGGAGGAAGGAAACUGAGACACAAAAUGGAGAGACCACGGAAGUGUGGGCCUGUAGAAACACCCACUGCUUGUCUUAGUCAUACUCUCCAACAAAUUGACAAUAGUCUCUCUAGGCUCUCUGAGGGCUUGUGUUCAUCUCAGACUUUGGAAAAACCAACAGCGUGUUCCAGUGCUUCUAAUUCUGUCAUUCAGCCCCCGUCCCAGUCUCCUCCAUUCACAACCGCUGAUAACAUGCUUACCGGUGAGCCCAACUUCACAAACUGCUGUGAUGAUAUUCUGGAUUUUCAAUGUCUCAACUUUGAGGGGUAUUAUCAGCCACAGAACAUACUUCCAUCUUCCCCAUCAGAUCUGUGUUCACUGGAUCCACCUACAGAUCCUUUCAGCAGUCCCCUCUCUCACAGUCCGUCUGAUACAUGGACCACUGAGACGCCGUACCUUGGCCCUCCCAGUCCAGGAAAUAACUUUACCAGUGAGGAUCUGAAUUUUUUCCCAGGUCUAAUUUCUUCCAAAAGUGAGUCGGUUCCUCUGGAAUGUGAAGCGAAGGAUACCUCCAAAGACAGAAGUCUACCCAACCCCAGUUUCAGUUUUUCAGCUCUCUGCAACUCUGACUUCACUGCUAAAGAUCGAAUUCUAAGUAAAAAUCCAGGAAUGAGGCUGUCCAGAGAAGACCUCAGGACUCAGUCCUUUCCUGUAGUCAGUAAGCCUCAGUUGUUUGCUGCACCAUCUUCUGUUACAUCUCACACUCCUGUUACUUUAACCCAGCCGUCCAUCAAUGUCAAGUCAAACACCAGUCAAUCAAAAGCCCAGGUGAACAUUAAAACCCAGGGCCCCUUCCAUUGUAUGACCAUUCCUAGUAAUAAAUCUCGGACGUUUUUAAGUGGUCAGCCAAACACAAUAAGAGGAGUACCCCAGAGUUGCUUGACUAAAUCUGUCCCGCAAAUUCCAAUGUCCAACAAAUUUCUCUCUACUCAACUCUUCACUGUGAAAAAUCCCAAUCCUCCUGACCAUCCAUUCAAAUCCCAGGACAAAACCUCAACAGUUAUUCACAAGGUGCUUAAGUUUCAGGACGGGAACCAGAGUCAGAACUUGUACAGUGCAUCUUGUAAAGACACCAUGGCUGCUGGCAGCCCAAUCGUCGCAGCCAGAACACUUGGUGCAAAAUCAGGUGCUAUUGAAAAGACCCAGCAGAGUCAGAAACUAGGUGUUGGCACAGACAGUCGUCAUAAAGGCAACAUUUCUGUUCAAGGGUUUGAAAAAGGUGUUGGCCAUCUUGGUUCGUCCAGCAAGUCCAAUCCACAUUUCAACAAACCUCCCUCUUUCCCUCAGUCUUUUAUUAAAAGUAAGAUGUCAUCUGACAAACAUGAAAGUGUUGAAACCAACAUGACAUACAAAAACUUUUCAGCGCUACCAAGACCCUUCUUCUUUCCUAGCAAAGUGUGUGAUGGUUAUUCAUCCCCACAAGACAAGAAAUCCACUCACUCGACCUCGGACAAGCACCAGCCAUGUUACACUCAGCAAGACCCUUUUGAUUUUAGCUUUGGCUCGUCUCUGUCGCCCAUGCCUCAGCACAGCAACCCCCAAGUAACCCACAGUACAGCUCCUGGUACGCCAGCACCAGCAAACAAGAGUCAGUCCUCCACCUCCUCAGCCUCUUUCCCUUACGGCUACCAAGGUCCUCCAUACGUACUGAACUUCAGUGGUGAUCAUUCAUUGACCCUAGGUCUCAGGGAUGGGCCUGAGGGUUACCCUGGAUUAGGCUCAACAAACUACACCUACCAUUGUCUAAUGGAACCUUCAGGCACCCAAGGCCGACUGGUUCUGGAGCCGUGUGGGCCCCAGCCGCCUAACCCAGCAUCUUUCUCCGUGGGUGGAUUUUCAGGGCUCAAAGGUCAGGACGAACAUUGCAGGAAGGACAUGCAGCAACAGUGCCAGCCUGGGGAACACCAAGGCGCACCACACUAUGGACCUGUUACAUCGUCUCACUCCAUGGGUUCCACAAAACCCAAGAGAGUGAGGUUAGUGGUGACAGACGGCACAGUAGACUUAGAUCUCCAGUACUCGGAUUGAUUCAUACCAGCCGGAGUCACUGGAUCCCAGAAUAUAUUUGGAUGUUGUUCUGUUCAAGGGGGAUCAUACAGUAUCUGCCACAAUAUGUUUUUGUAAACACUGUAAUUCAUAGUCUACCAAUUAUUAAAGCCCGCUGACUGAUGGACACAGCUUGUACAGAGUUUUAUGUCAAGCGGGCGUAUCAGCGCGUUUUAACUACUGUAUGAUUUACGAAAAUGAAUAAUAACCAUUACAAUUUGCUGAGAAUACCAAAUAAAAAAUGCAUUAAGAAAACAAAGCAUUAAAUAUAUAUUUGUGACUAGGAGUCACAAAUUGAACUUCCAUGCCCCGUAAACAUUGAAGGUCCUCUUACUCUACUUUAACAUAGCUGUAUAACUUUUUCUAUACCUGGAUGACAGUAGCGAAAGGAGCAGCAUCGUUGGUUGGCUGCUGGUCCUUGCAUUGGUUGGUUUUAAAAAGGCAGCUUUGUGCCUCAGUCUUUGAUAUGUUCUAGAGACUUUUUAAAGCACAUGUUGAAACAGCUCACCCUUGUUUUUAUACUCACAUUGAGCUCUUUUCUCACUUUGUGUGUAACAAUGUGUUUAUGUGCGCGAGUGUGUGCAUGCAUUUGGCAGGCAAACCUUGAGGGAUUAAAUUAAGGUGUGUUGUUACUGACCAUGUGACAGAUUUUAGUAAGUUUAUUAGCCGUUAGUGCAUAAAUGAAAGGCUUGUGCAUGAGCGGUGUACAGUAAGAUGAUUUCCUGACCUGAAACAAUAUAUAUUCAAGGACAACUCUACUGGGUAAAGACAUGUGUGACAUGAGGUGCAGUUGUUGUUGUUUUCUUUUACAGCUGCUCUUUAGAGUUUUAAUGUGGAUGAGUGGGAGAAACUGCAAUAUGUUUGUUUUUGUUUUCCAGGCCAGUUGUGCUUAAUGAGAGUUCUUCCAGUUGGAAACAUUUAGAUAUCACCACCAGAAAAGUGACAAUCUUUUCACAGCUACUCACUUUUGUCAUUUAUUUAGUGUUAUUGUUUUUCAAAAUAAGUUAACUGUUAUACAGAAAGUACAGAAUGAUAAGUUAUGCAUCACCUGCAAUAGCUACUGUUAUUUCGUUGUGGCUGAUGGAGCAACAGUUAUAGGUGUUUAUAUAGUCAGCAAAAACUGAUUUGCUGUCGAUUGUGGAAGUCACGCGAGCAUUCCCACUCAUGUUACGAUGUACUGUAUGUUGAACCCAUUGUUCAUCAGUGGGCAGGAGUUUUCAGUGUGACUGCACAACCUUACAUUAUUACCAUGAAAAUGUACUGUCUUGAUAUGGAAAGGCCAAUUAUUUAUUUUAAUAUCCUCAUCCUUGAAAUGGUGCUCUAAUGUAAUUUAUAUUUCACCUUGAUUGUUCAAACAAUUAAAUGUUUUUUUAUCAUUAUUUAAUGGGACAAAAUACUGAACUGAAUAUUUCCAUUGAGUAUUUAAUUUCACAGCCUUUGACAUGUUGUUCAGUUGUUACAGGUAAAAGUUUCUCUGUCUUUUUUCUAAUUGGCAGUUAGUCUUACUGAAACUCUGCUGUAGAAAUGUACAAAUGUGGCCUAUAUCAUUAAAGAAACUUAAUUCUUUU
This is a messenger RNA of Etheostoma spectabile (orangethroat darter), 8214 nucleotides long. It is a transcript of the gene kmt5c, whose product is annotated as lysine methyltransferase 5C. Gene Ontology annotation, molecular function: histone H4K20 methyltransferase activity; protein binding. Bases 413 to 6628 code for a protein of 2071 amino acids. The transcript is spliced from 9 exons. The record is from RefSeq and is a predicted model, not a curated record. NCBI's taxonomy places the organism in Eukaryota, Metazoa, Chordata, Actinopteri, Perciformes, Percidae. Gene Ontology annotation, cellular component: nucleus.